AUGAGUUGGUGGUUUUGCAACUGCCUCCUCAUAUUCUUCCUCCUCUCCACCGUCACCGUCACCGUCACCGUUAUCGCUGUACCAGACCAAGAACUCGAAUCGAUGCUGGCGGUGUUGAGAACCAGAGGCUACAACCUCUUCUGCAACGCACUCACUACCUCCAACCUCUACUUCGAUCUCUUCGCCGGAACUUCCUUCACCGUCUUCGUCCCCAUCGACUCUUCUCUCUUCGCUCUCGACAUGACUUCUUCGGCCUUUGUUUACAUCACCGCCCUCCGCUACCACAUCGUUCCUCUCCAGUUAUCCCUCGCGGAUCUCGAGAAUCUCACCUCCGGUUCCAUUUUGCCCACGCUAUUGCCGAUUCACGAUAUUCAAGUUCAGAGGAGGCCCGAAUCGGAAAAAUUUACCGCCAAUGGUGUUGAUGUUGUGCCUGGUCUGUUUUUCGGCCGAAACAUCGCGGUUCAUGGAUUGGGAGGUAUUCUCAGUUUCAGAACUCAGAUCGGUCUAGGUCAUGAAUCUUCGCUUCCGCCACCGGCAAAUUUGUACAAUAAUCAAAGUUGA
Molecule: messenger RNA, 561 nt
Organism: Camellia sinensis
Lineage: Eukaryota; Viridiplantae; Streptophyta; Magnoliopsida; Ericales; Theaceae
Source: RefSeq, a predicted model, not a curated record